AUGGCAUCCAAUGGUUCAGUGAGUCAUACCAUUCACACAAACCUCGGGUCUGAAGACAAUUGUGUCAAAAGGGAGUCAAUCGACAAAUGGAUGGCAUUGAGUCUCAUCGACAGCCAAUUCAAAGCUAAUAUUCGUAUGUUUUCCGUGUUUUGCAUGGAUUCAGGGACAGAAGCAGUGAUUGUCACUAAAGAGGAUGAGGUCUUCAGCGUUAAAGUGAGCACUGGUUGUGUCACUCAAUUAGAGACACUCAGCCAUAAGGGGGUCAUUCAAGUCAGUGCAGGCCAUGAACACCAGUGCGCCCUCACCACCAAUGGACACGUCUAUGCGUGGGGUGAUAAUCGAUAUAACCAGUUGGGGAACGGGUUGAACACCAGUUCCGCUGAACCCUUAAAGCUAUCAUUGAAUGAGAAAGUGGUGGACAUAUCGUGCGGUAUUUGCCACACACUGGCCCUCACAGACGCGGGACAUGUCUAUGGCUGGGGUUUUAAUGCUGGUGGACAGGUAGGCAAUGGCACCUUUAUUAACCAAUCCGUUCCCAUCCGAGUGAAGGGCGCUCUCGAGUCGUGUCGCGUUGUGUCCAUCGCUUGCGGUGGCCAUUCAAUGGCGGUGUCGGACACGGGAGCUGUAUAUUCAUGGGGCUAUAAUGGUCAGGGACAGUUGGGUUUAGGAAACCAAACACACCAAACCACUCCAGUGUUGAUCACACAUUUAGAUAACAAACCCAUUUGUCGUGUGGUUUGCGAUGGCAUAAUCUAUAUGUUUGGACAGUGCGAUAGGGGACAGUUGGGCACCGGUAACACCACUAAUCAAUCAACGCCUAUUCAGUUAGACAAUAGUUUGGGCCCAUUUCGGGACAUAGCGGCGAAUAUGAGGACCAAUAUAUCGGCCGCUAUUACAGUGGAUGGUGUGAGCUAUGUAUGGGGUGACUGUCAGCCCCCAAACAGCAAUAUAUUAAAGCCAAUGAAGACGAGUUAUGAUUCAUUGCACGACAUAUUCGCCAUCUUCUCGAAGCCUACUGUUUCGUCCAAAAUGGUUGUAUUGAGUGAUGUGUCCGACAAUCUAUUGGUCACUCAAAUACGUCAGGCUUUCGACGACCCAAACACCAGUAACUUCAAGAUCAUAGUCGAGGGGAAGACUAUUCACGUCCACAAAGACAUACUUCGCAUCCGAUGCCAACACUUCCGGUCAUUGUUUGCCAAUUGGACUCAAGGAAAGAAAAAGGAACUGGAGUUGACUCAAUACUCGUAUGACAUGUAUAAGGAGUUCCUGAGAUACCUAUACACGGGUGAGGUAUGUGUGGCACCGGAUGUUGGCAUUGAGUUACUAGAUUUGGCUGAAACUUACAGCGAGACUGACCUCAAGCUUAGGUGCGUCCGACUUAUACGGAACGGCAUUACAGUCGACAAUGUUUUACGUGUAUAUACGGCUGCACUUAAGUAUGAGGUCCCGGAGCUCGAGGAACUGUGUUUUAGCUAUGCUUUGGCACAUAUGACUCAAGUCAUACAAACCAAGGCCUGUCAGGAAAUGGAUGCCAUUAUAUACAAGGAUUUCAUGAUUAAGGCCUCAGCGAAGGGUGCCUUCAGGCACUGA
Messenger RNA from Oppiella nova, 1590 nucleotides. Lineage: Eukaryota; Metazoa; Arthropoda; Arachnida; Sarcoptiformes; Oppiidae. The record is from the annotation of a GenBank genome assembly.